AUGAAUUUUAAUGUCUGGAAUAUCAAAGAGAUGCUCAGUAUUCCCUCAGGCUCUGGGGCCACUAAGUCAUCUAACUGGAAUAAUAAUCAGACUGAUUACUCUAGUCUCAGUGAUUCCCAGUUCCUUUUUGGAUCCCAGUUCUGUCCAGAAAGUUCAGAGACCCCGUCAACACCCUUGGACUUUGGUGUCCACCUGAGACAUCCAAAACAGUCACAACAGAAUUCUCUGGAUAGUGAACCUAGUAUUUUCACAAAGUACCAAACAAAACCCCAGCUGUUUGGAAGAGAUACAAAAGAUGGAGGCUUAUUUCCUCUUCCUUUGUCAGUUGGAAAAUCAAAAGGCCUCUUGGAACAGUUUGAGGAGAAAAAGAAAAGUGCAAAAGACAAAUGUGACAGUGAGACUCUAUACAAUUUCAUUUCCCAUAUCAAAGAAAGCAUUAACAGGUUACAGACAUCUGUGGAAAAAUCUGAGGAACAUCUCAGUUCCAGAAGCCAAUCUAUUUGGGAUUCUUUGGAAACUGUGGCCAAGACAUUGCGAGAGACCACGAAGGCCCAGAGUGAUCUGGUAUUGGAAACAGUGCGGGACAAAUGCAACAUGGAACAGGCCAUCCUUGAGUUGCAAAAGAGAUUUGAAGGUAGACAAGCAGAGUUUAUAGAAAUGAAGUCCAACCUGAAGCACCUUGAAGUUUUAGUUGCUCAGCAGAGUAAGGACUUCCAGCAGCUGUGUGAGCAGCUAGGCCAGCUGAAUAUGCCCAGUGUCCUAGCAGAGCUAAAUCAAUUGAUCUCUGUCCCUCGGAUACCCAGACAUGUGAAGGACAGUGCUUCUCAGACUUCACCACCUCUGGCCCAGAGCCUCAGUUUCACCAUGCAGGAGAAAUAUGCCUCUGAGGAACCAGUUAUGUGGCAGGCCCAGGCCCUCCCUGCUGCAUGCAAUCUUAGUGUGGGCUCCUUGAGGCCUGGGGAGUCUGGCGUCUGGGGUGAGGGAGCAAAGAGUAGUGCUCUCCAAGAAGAGGCUGUGCCGCUGGCAGUUGGAACUGGCAAAAGAAACAGGCAAAUCAAGGACAAGGCAGUGCAGACUAACUGCCAGAAUUGUGCUAUUACUAAAACAGGCUCUGAGAACCAUGGCUCUGGCGUCCUGGGCCACAAGAUUCCUGAAGACAGGGACCUGGUUUCCCAAGGAGCUUCGCGGCUUAUAUCCCUGGAUUUAAACAACUUUGCAAACAGCAUUAAGAACAACUGCCAAAAAUGUCAAGCCAAAGGCAUGUUUUCGUGUAACCCUUGUGAACAAAGGUUGGUGACUGAACAGAAAGGCAGAACUGUAGAAAGAGGGGGGAAAGGCAAGAAGCAGCAUCCCAGGAAAGCCCCCAGAAGCAGGCUUCUAGCCAGGAAGCAAGAACAAACCCCAAGCAAAACCUGUGCUUCCAAUUCUAAAUAUCCUCACCCUUCAGUUUCCAUCCCACAAAGGCCCCCGCUGGGGCGGCAGGAACCCCUUGCUCAGCCCCUGCAUCUUCAGGGCCCCAGGAGCCCCACAAAACCAGUCUGCUCUGCUCUGAGAGGAACAGUCAUGCCCAGUAAGACAGCAAGGGCAGUGCAAGGGAAUCUCUUGCAGUACAGUGGGCAUGCUUCCCAAGACAACAGCCUGCUUUCUCACAGUUCCCAGGGGGACCAACAGAUGAGCUGGUUCAGUGACCUCAACGUUGGAAAAGAGCCCCCUCAGUGCAAGGAGCCAGGGAAGAAUAUGCUCUAUGACCUGGGUUUUGAUAGCAGUGAUGAUGGCUUCUGA
Molecule: messenger RNA, 1782 nt
Organism: Eubalaena glacialis (North Atlantic right whale)
Lineage: Eukaryota; Metazoa; Chordata; Mammalia; Artiodactyla; Balaenidae
Gene: IHO1
Product: interactor of HORMAD1 1
Exons: 7
Coding region: 1-1782 (593 amino acids)
Biological process (GO): meiotic DNA double-strand break formation; DNA recombination; homologous chromosome pairing at meiosis
Cellular component (GO): condensed nuclear chromosome
Source: RefSeq, a predicted model, not a curated record